AUGAAUCCAUACGCCAUCUACAGAUCAUUCAUACUUUCCAAAUCAACAACAUGUGGUGAUAAUUAUCAACCUGAACAAAUUCAUUUGUCUUACACAGAUGUUUUCAAUGAGAUGGCUGUUACAUGGAGCACGCAAAUCUAUGCGAACGACAGCUAUGUGGAAUACGGUCUAUGGAAUGAAAAAUUUAAUUUAGUACAAAAUGCAACUGUAUCAAAAUUUAUCGAUGGUAGCAGUGCACAUCGAGUCUUAUAUAUGUAUCGCGCAGUGUUGAAGAACUUAGUGAUGAAUACUACUUACAUUUAUCAUGUGGGUAGCCUAUUUGGUUGGAGUGGAAAAUAUUACUUUCGAACAAUACCGAAUGAAGAUCGAGAUACGUUCGCUGUCUAUGGAGAUUUAGGAGUUGUCAAUGCACAAAGUUUAGCACGAUUACAGCGUGAAGCACAAAUGGAUUAUUAUGAUGCGAUUUUACAUGUGGGCGAUUUUGCUUAUGAUAUGGAUGCCGAUCAGAGUCGAGUGGGUGAUCAAUUUAUGAACGAAAUUCAAGAGAUCGCUACGUACGUGCCUUAUAUGGUCUGUCCUGGAAAUCAUGAACGAGCAUAUAAUUUUUCUAACUAUAAAGCUCGGUUUACUAUGCCGAACAAUGGUGACGGAGAAAAUCUCUGGUACAGUUAUAAUUUUGGUUUAGCACACAUUAUCAGUUUUUCUACGGAAGUCUACUUUUGGUGGGAAUAUGGCUUUGCCCAGAUCGACAAUCAGUAUCGUUGGCUUGAACAAGAUUUAAUUUGGGCAACUGCUGCAGAGAAUCGAACAAAGCAUCCAUGGAUUAUAACGAUGGGCCAUCAACCAAUGUACUGUUCAAAUGCCAAUCAAGACGAUUGCACAUUUUAUGAUAGUCGACCACGUUCAGGUUUACCCUAUAUUCAUACAUACGGAUUAGAAAAGUUGUUCUAUGAUUACGGAGUCGAUUUAGAACUUUGGGCACACGAACAUUCAUAUGAGAGACUUUGGCCAAUUUAUAACUGGACAGUGUACAAUGGUUCAUCGUCUGAACCGUAUAAGAAUCCAGGUGCUCCGACGCAUUUAAUUUCCGGUUCGGCCGGUUGUUUUUCAAAACACAAUCCAUUCUUGAAUGAAACACAGAUAUAUUCUGCUUUUCGUUCUGACGAUUACGGCUAUUCGCGUAUGAAGAUUAUCAAUACCACUCAUUUGUAUAUCGAACAAGUUUCUGACGAUCAAGGCGGAAAAGUAAUCGAUAAUUUUACUUUAAUUCGCGAAAAACAUGAGCCGUAUUCCAUUCAUCAACACAAAGGUGUCAAAAUCAGUCACAAAACCCUUGCUUACCGUCAAUAG
Messenger RNA from Adineta ricciae, 1350 nucleotides. NCBI's taxonomy places the organism in Eukaryota, Metazoa, Rotifera, Eurotatoria, Adinetida, Adinetidae. The record is from the annotation of a GenBank genome assembly.